AUGGGUUUGGCCGGGCCCAAGAACAAAACUAAGAUCUCCCAUGAUCCGAACAACACAAAAUGGGCCCGCUCCACGUCCGGCUUCGGACACCGGAUCAUGAGCGCCCAGGGCUGGACCCCAGGUAAUCGCCUGGGAGCCAAAGAUGCUGCACAUGCCGAACACUUGACCUCUGCGAGUAUCUCUCAUAUCAAGGUCACCCUCAAGGACGAUAAUCUUGGACUGGGUGCGCGCGUCGGACGAGAGGGCCAACCCACCGGCUUGGAUGCUUUCAAAGGGUUGCUGGGUCGACUAAACGGCAAGAGCGACACGGAACUUCAAGUCGAACAACGGAAGAGAGAUGACGUUCAGUUGGCUCGUUACGUUGCCCUCAAGUUCCAGGAGGUGCGCUUCGUGCGGGGUGGGCUACUGACCCAGGAGAAACUCCAGCGCUUGCCCGAGACACCCAAGGAAGAGCAGGUGAACAAGAAGACCGAAACCACAUCCAGCGACGAUAACACCGAGUCUGCGACCGAUAAAUCCUCCAAGUCCAAAUCCAAGUCCAAGUCUUCGAAAAAGUCCUCGAAGAAGUCCCGCUCCCAAUCCGACGAGGCAGACAGCUCGUCAUCUGAUAAGAAGAAAAAGAAGAAGUCCAAGAAGAGAAAGGCGGAAGAGGACGAUGAUGAGCCCGAAACCACAACCAAACGCCGGGCCUCUACUCCUGAGGAUAAGCCUUCCACCGAGUCUAAGCCUCCAGUGCCCACGGUUCCCGCCGUUUCACUAGGCGAACGUCGGCCGAUUGGCAGACAGGUGUUCCGUGGGCGACACAUUGCGCAGAAAAAGAGGGCUCUCAUGGACGACAAAUCGCUCAAUGAGAUCUUCAUGGUUAAGGCGUAG
Penicillium subrubescens is the source of this 873-nucleotide messenger RNA. RefSeq names its product telomerase inhibitor/ribosome biogenesis protein PXR1 (gene pxr1). The record is from RefSeq and is a predicted model, not a curated record. Gene Ontology annotation, molecular function: nucleic acid binding. The transcript has 3 exons. Lineage: Eukaryota; Fungi; Ascomycota; Eurotiomycetes; Eurotiales; Aspergillaceae. The coding region runs from base 1 to 873 and encodes 290 amino acids.